Tinamus guttatus (white-throated tinamou) is the source of this 3146-nucleotide messenger RNA. Lineage: Eukaryota; Metazoa; Chordata; Aves; Tinamiformes; Tinamidae. The record is from RefSeq and is a predicted model, not a curated record.
AGUGAAAUCUGAAGCGAUUGUUGCCCGACGAGAACCCAAAGAGGAGGUGGAGGAUGACAACAUUCCCAUAGCUCAGCGUCGCCGCUUCACACGUGUGGAAAUGGCCCGGGUUCUGAUGGAACGCAAUCAAUACAAAGAGAGGUUGAUGGAGCUCCAGGAGGCUGUAAGGUGGACAGAGAUGAUCAGAGCGUCCCGUGAGCACCCAUCCGUCCAGGAGAAAAAGAAGUCCACUAUUUGGCAAUUCUUCAGCCGUCUGUUCAGCUCGUCUUCAAGUCCCCCACCAGCAAAGAGGACCUACCCAUCGGUGAACAUCCACUACAAGUCUCCAACAACGGCAGGAUUCAGCCAGCGUCGCAGUCACACCAUGUGCCAGAUCUCCUCCGGCAGCCGCACUCUUGAAUUCUUCCCCGAAGAUGACUGUACCUCCUCAGCACGUCGCGAGCAGAAGCGGGAGCAGUACCGCCAGGUCCGGGAGCACGUGAGGAAUGAUGAUGGGCGACUGCAAGCCUGUGGCUGGAGUCUCCCUGCCAAGUACAAGCAGCUGAGUCCCAAUGGUGGCCAGGAAGACACUCGCAUGAAGAACGUCCCCGUGCCUGUAUAUUGUCGUCCACUAGUAGAGAAGGACCCAACCAUGAAGCUGUGGUGUGCAGCUGGAGUCAAUCUCAUGGGAUGGAGACCUUUUGAGCAGGAAUCUGGGAAUGGACAGAAACUGGAACCUGGGCGUGAUCCUCUCACCUGUGACCGAGAAGUAGAAGGAGAGAACAACAAGAGCAAUCAUACAUCUCCUGAAAAGAAAAAGGCAAAGGAGCUUCAUGAAAUGGAUGCCACAUCCAGUCGUGUCUGGAUCCUCACCAGUACCCUGUCAACAAGUAAAGUUGUAAUCAUUGAUGCCAAUCAGCCUGGUACAGUGGUGGACCAGUUCACAGUCUGCAAUGCUCACGUGCUCUGCAUCUCCAGCAUCCCUGCGGCCAGUGAGAGUGAUUAUCCUCCAGGCGAGAUCUUUUUGGAGGGAGAUGUUAAUCCUGAAGAGUCGUCUGGAACAGAUGGUGUCUUGGCAGGAAUCACUCUGGUGGGCUGUGCGACCCGUUGCAAUGUGCCACGAAGCAACUGCUCCUCGCGUGGUGACACGCCUGUGCUGGACAAGGGACAGAGUGAGGUGGCUGCUGUCUGCAAUGGGAAGAUCAACCAGUCCCAGUCUACUGAGGAAGCGACAGAAGCUACCGAGAUACCAGAGAAUGGUACAAGUGAGACCGAAUCUGCUCAGGUCCAGCCUGGGCCGCUCACAGAGCAUGUGUUUACAGAUCCAGUCCCUCCUCAGGCACCUCCUAGGCAGAACAGUGAGAACGGGCAGCAGAAGACAGAGUCAAGCACAGGGUCAACAGAUCAGGAAUUGAACGGGGAUGCUGCUGGGACUUGCACCAGUGCUGCCCCCACCAUGUGGCUGGGAGCACAAAAUGGCUGGCUUUAUGUGCAUUCUGCUGUAUCCAACUGGAAGAAGUGUCUGCACUCAAUAAAGCUGAAGGAUUCUGUACUCAGCCUAGUACACGUGAAAGGAAGGGUCCUUGUUGCGCUGGCAGAUGGAACACUAGCCAUAUUCCACCGAGGAGAGGAUGGUCAGUGGGAUCUCAGCAAUUACCACCUAAUGGACCUGGGUCACACUCACCAUUCCAUCCGCUGCAUGGCUGUUGUGUAUGACAGAGUCUGGUGUGGCUACAAGAACAAAAUCCACGUCAUCCAACCUAGGACGAUGCAGAUUGAGAAAUCCUUCGAUGCACACCCUCGUCGGGAGAGCCAAGUGCGACAGCUGGCAUGGAUUGGAGAUGGAGUCUGGGUUUCUAUCCGCCUGGAUUCCACCCUGAGGCUUUACCAUGCCCACAGCCAUCAACAUCUGCAGGAUGUGGACAUCGAACCGUAUGUCAGCAAGAUGCUAGGCACUGGAAAGCUGGGCUUCUCCUUUGUACGGAUUACAGCUCUGCUCAUUGCUGGCAACCGCCUCUGGGUAGGGACAGGGAACGGUGUUGUCAUCUCCAUCCCGUUGACAGAGACUGUAGUCCUCCACCGAGGCCAACUCCUUGGGCUCCGGGCCAACAAAACCUCACCCACCUCUGGAGAGGGCAGCCGCUCUGGUGGAGUCAUCCACGUGUACGGCGAUGACAACAGCGACAAAUCUGCCAGCAGUUUCAUUCCAUAUUGCUCCAUGGCUCAGGCACAGCUCUGUUUCCAUGGCCACCGUGAUGCUGUCAAAUUCUUCGUUUCAGUGCCUGGCAACGUUCUAGCGACGCUGAACGGGAGCGUGUUGGAUAGCCCCUCGGAGAACCCCAGUACCGCGGCCACCGAGAGCGAGGGGCAGAAGCUCAAGAACGUCCUGGUGCUGAGCGGAGGGGAAGGCUACAUCGACUUCCGCAUCGGGGAUGGAGAAGAUGAUGAGACAGAAGAGAAUGCAGGAGAUGCCACCCAGGUGAAGCCAGUACUUUCCAAGGCUGAAAGGAGCCACAUUAUCGUGUGGCAAGUAUCAUAUAUCCCUGAGUGAGAAAUUUUCCUUUCCUACCAAUGUAAGUCUCCCUCCUCCCACCUGAAUGCCAAGAUGUACAUACAGAACUCCUGCAUUAUACCUACUGCUGGAAACCGACCCCAGACAACUGCAACAGCUCCUGCCUUGGACUGUGACCCCCUUCUAACCUCUGAACUUGCAGCUUUCAUCUUGGGCCCGUGCUCUUUCUGCGUGGUUGGAUUAUUGUUCUGCUCUGGAGCUGGCAUCUACAAGGAGAGAAAUGGCAGCUCAUGGAUGAAGUGAAGCUUGGAGCCAGCACGGUGCAAGCCCUGUGCCCAGGGCCCGGGAGCUGGGUAGGUGGUGCGGGUUCUCCAGCAGGUUGCCUCACUCCCACCUGCAUGAGAAGCAGUGCGUCACCCCAGCAGCCCCACCAAAGCAGCAACGGUGAACACAACUCUCCAGCACCUCAGAGGAAACCCCUUCUACUUCACCAGUGGAAUUUCCACCCUGCCCACUCUCCACAGGGUACACGAAAGCACAGGAUAACAUCCCAAAGACUGAGAGCAGCCAGGACCAAGCCAGGAAUCUUCAACAGAAAGGAGUGUCAAGGUUUUGGAUUUACUUUUGCUGUUUGUCUGGAGAGGGUAACAGUGUC